This is a messenger RNA of Nicotiana tabacum (common tobacco), 441 nucleotides long. Lineage: Eukaryota; Viridiplantae; Streptophyta; Magnoliopsida; Solanales; Solanaceae. The record is from RefSeq and is a predicted model, not a curated record.
AUGGCAAUCGACCAAAAUGUCGAAGAGUUGUUGAUCAUGGGAGACUCAGAUCUGAUUAUCCGGCAAGCCCUAGGAGAAUGGGAAACCCGAGAUGUUAAGCUUAUCCCUUGCAAGAAGCAUGUGGAACACCUCAGCAAGCGAUUCAAGUCAAUAGAGUUCAGCAAGCGAUUCAAGUCAAUAGAGUUCCGGUACAUUCUUCAUUGUCACAACGAAUUAGCUGACACACUUGCUACUUUGGCCUCAAUGCUGCCGUAUCCAGGCAAUGCUCGCAUAGAUCCCUUGGAAAUUCAAAUCCGGGAAAGGCAUGGUUAUUGUAAUACAAUUGAAGCAGCACCAAAUACCCAACCAUGGUUCAAUCCAAAGCAACAAUGCAAGAAGCAGGUUUUACCUCGAGGCACAGGGAUCGAGAUGACCGAUGGAAUGAGCCUCCAUCCAGAAUAA